This is a messenger RNA of Camellia sinensis, 933 nucleotides long. NCBI's taxonomy places the organism in Eukaryota, Viridiplantae, Streptophyta, Magnoliopsida, Ericales, Theaceae. The record is from RefSeq and is a predicted model, not a curated record.
AUGUGGAGGAGAGGGAAAAUACUGGGAAAGGGAGGUUCUGCAAUGGUGUAUCUGGCUGCAGUUGUUUCACCACCAAGAAGUAAUGAACUACUACCUUCUCUCAUGGCUGCCAAAUCUGCCCCUGUCAACAACUCCCAAUUGCUUUCCAUCGAAAGAGAGUUGUUCAGUCAGUUUGAAGGAUGUCCUCACAUUCUUCGCUGUUUUGGGGACGACGUUACGAUCGAAGACGGAGAGCAAUGGUACAACAUCUUGUUGGAGUAUGCCGCUGGUGGAAGUUUGGCUGAUCGCAUUCAGAGUUACGGCAGAGGACUACCCGAGACAGAGGUCAGACAAUACACAAACUCUGUACUUCUGGGUCUGAGUUACAUUCACAACAAGGGUUAUGUUCACUGUGAUAUCAAGCCUCAUAAUAUACUGCUUGUGGAUGAAAAGGAUGACUUGUCAAUCGAUUUGAAUGGAAAGAUGAAUAGGGUCCAAGAAAGAACUGCAAAGAUUGCUGACCUAGGGCUUGUAAAGAAGGCUGGAGAGAGGUUGACAGAAAAAGGAAGAAAGCUUGGAAUCAGAGGCACUGCACUGUAUAUGGCCCCGGAGUCCAUUCGCCAUGAAGAUUAUGAACCAGAAGCAGACAUAUGGGCAUUAGGGUGCACGAUUUUAGAGCUAUUGACUGGAAAAGAACCUUGGAAGUGCGACCGGAAUACAGAAAGAGUAACUAUCUUGUUUAAAAUAGCAAGUACACAAGAAAUACCUGAAAUUCCGAGUGGGUUCUCAGAAGAGGCCGAAGAUUUUCUGAAGAAGUGCUUGGUUAGGGAUCCGAAGUCACGGUGGACUGCCGAUAUGCUCCUAGGCCAUCCCUUUGUUUCGGCUGCAGAUGGUGUCUUCACCGGGAGUAUCAGAGAGGAAAGAAACAGAGUUGUUCAUCCAAAAACAGCAUAA